UACAUGAACAAUUCUGUUUUUGGCAGUGGUGGCCCACAGCGCAUUUUAAAAGAACCACUCUUGUCCUAUCAGACUCCCUCAACAGAUUCUGUUAUCCAAAAAACUGCGAUUUCGGUGUCUUUGCAAUCUACGGGUCCCAGUAGAGUGAUGAUGUCGCAACCUGUCAAGGAUACAGACAGCAAACCACACACAGACUGCAAGCCACCAGCAAAGAAAAAAUUUGCACUUGAUGAUUUCGAUAUAGGCCGUCCACUUGGCAAGGGGAAGUUUGGAAAUGUUUAUUUGGCCAGAGAAAAGACCUUAAAUUUUAUUGUUGCUCUAAAGGUCCUGUUUAAGUCACAGUUGGAGAAGGAGAGUGUGGAGCAUCAGCUCCGCCGGGAGAUUGAAAUUCAAGCUCACCUUCGGCACCCAAACAUUUUGCAGCUGUAUAAUUAUUUCCAUGACCGAAAACGCAUAUUUUUAAUUUUGGAGUAUGCCCCUCGUGGAGAGUUGUAUAAGGAACUUCAGAAAUGUGGGCGAUUUGAUGAGCAGAGGAGUGCAACAUAUAUGGAGGAGCUGGCUGAUGCUUUAAUUUAUUGUCAUUCCAAAAAAGUUAUUCAUCGAGACAUAAAACCAGAGAAUUUACUAAUGGGGCUGCGAGGAGAGCUAAAAAUUGCAGACUUUGGUUGGUCCGUUCAUGCCCCUUCACUGAGGAGGAAGACUAUGUGUGGUACAUUGGAUUAUUUGCCACCAGAAAUGAUUGAAGGGAAGACACAUGAUGAAAAAGUAGACCACUGGUGUAUUGGAGUUCUUUGUUAUGAAUUUCUAGUGGGCAAUCCACCUUUUGAAAGUCCAUCUCACUCGGAGACUUACAAAAGGAUAACAAAGGUUGACCUUCAUUUUCCAAGUUAUAUGUCUGAAGGUGCCAAGAACCUGAUUUCCAAGCUGCUACAGCACAAUCCCAGUCAAAGACUUACUUUAAAGGGUGUCUUGGAACAUCCUUGGGUCAAAGCAAACUCUCGCAGGGUACUGCCACCUGUGUACACACCCUCAAGUUGAAACUGUGAUUACUCUUCCCUAUUUUAGUGGAAUGAUGGGAGAGAAUUUUCCCCUUGUUACUUUGAUGCCAACUGGAUGGUGUGUUUCUAGGGUAACCAUUUAAAUGUGGUGGUAUAAUUGUAAAUAUCGUUUUAGAAUUUUUUUUGUGGUUUUAUGUCAUUCAAGUUAUAAGUUGUAUUUUCCUUCUGUAAUCAAAUAAAUGUGUAUACUUGUAAAAUGAGGGUUGAUUUCAGUUUUAAGGCUGCCAACCCUUAGUAAUUUUUUCACUCUUCAUAUUGGAAGAAAAACUGUAAUAGGAAAUGUAGUAUUUUUCAAAUUGUGCAUUACACAUCAGUCUGUGAAGAUCA
Molecule: messenger RNA, 1385 nt
Organism: Protopterus annectens (West African lungfish)
Lineage: Eukaryota; Metazoa; Chordata; Ceratodontiformes; Protopteridae
Product: aurora kinase C-like
Biological process (GO): mitotic spindle organization; protein phosphorylation; regulation of cytokinesis
Cellular component (GO): spindle pole centrosome; chromosome passenger complex; spindle midzone
Molecular function (GO): ATP binding; protein kinase activity
Source: RefSeq, a predicted model, not a curated record